Messenger RNA from Bactrocera tryoni, 1807 nucleotides. RefSeq lists its product as uncharacterized. The transcript is spliced from 6 exons. The coding region runs from base 123 to 1670 and encodes 515 amino acids. The record is from RefSeq and is a predicted model, not a curated record. Gene Ontology annotation, cellular component: cytoplasmic microtubule. Lineage: Eukaryota; Metazoa; Arthropoda; Insecta; Diptera; Tephritidae.
AAUUUUAUUUUGAAAAUUUUUAUUUUUACAAUUCGUGAGAAUAUUUAUUUUGUCUGAGUUUAUAUAGCAGUAAAAGCAGUAAAACGGAGGGAAACAAGCGAAGAAACGAGAGCAGCUCUUGCAUGAGCAACGGAGGAGUAGUAGAGUCACGGAGUAAAAGUGCAAUAUCUGCAACGUCAGUGAAACCCAUGGAAACAUUAAAGGGUAUUUUCAGUGUCCCCAAGAUGGAUCGUAAUCGUCGAAAUUUCCUGAGGGAGAAUAAAUUGAGCUUACGUGAAUUACAAAGGGUGACUAAUAAGGGUAAAAUGCAACAGCAACAAGAACAACUGUUACGGGACCAAAAAUACGCUGGACGCCGUUCACAAUCUCAACAACGUAACAACAACAAUUGCUUGGAUAAACAAACUGUGACCCGCUGCCCUUCAUUGUCACGGGUUCCCAGUGGCCGUGUUGUGGGGACUUCUGCUGCCGGUGGUGUCGGCGAUUGUUCAAAUCAUAUUGGUAGACGCAGUGUUUCUCGGACAAAUAGCACGACGACAAUCAAAUCUGUACAUAAACAAGUGCAAACUGAAGAUAUACAAGACGAACAAUUUCUUUAUGACGCUUUGAAGCGUUGUACCACCAACGAAUCUCAGUCACGUUUUAAUGGUUUACAACCUAACUUUACGCCACGUUCACAAUAUAUUGCAAACGAUGCACAAAGCCGAAACUCUUUUUAUCCGUCAGCUGAUGAGGACCAAAGGUGUCUGGGGAAUUCAGAUGACUGUAGGUUUGCUACGCAGCCGCAAAUACAGGAUCCGUACGUACAACGUGAAGAUACAAAUAAUUAUGUUGAGCAAUAUAAUGAACAGCAACAUGGCGAAGUAAUUGGAGGUGAUGAUGUAGAUACAAUACAUAAUGAAAAUGUUAGACGAUUAUGUGCGCCUGAAUCAUCAUCAAAGUACAAUUUCGCACCAACUCCACGCUCUCAACAACACUUCACCAAUGGAUAUAAUAUGGUGGACAGUGAUGGAUUACCACCAACAACAACAAUGCAAUCAUCAUAUGAACCGCCAGAUCAACAGCAACAGCAACAACCAUUGCGUUACCGAAUGCAACCUCAUGUACAAGGUGAUUUACGUGCCAAUUUCGAAAAUAUGUCUUUAAACAACGGUUACGGCGGCGUUGCUGACUGCGAUGUUGCAGUUGAUGAAGAUUAUGGUGCCUUAGGAAACAGCGGUGGUGUUGAGGCUGUUUCCAUAUCUGGUCGUAGUCGACGUACGAAUAUUUCACAUAAUUCACAGCAAAGUAAUACAGAUUUGGUCAAAAAGCGUUCAAGUGGUAGCAUACAUAAACUUGGUUCUCGAGAUAACAUUAGUCUGCCUCGUUAUUUGGAGCGUGAGAAACGUGAAAAGGAGGAACAACGCCAACGUCAAAGUGAACGCGAUCCCAAUUGCCCGCCUGGACAUUACCCACUAUCGGAUAAAGAGCGUCAGGCAGCACUUCAAUCAGCUGAAACCAGAUUCAAAGCACUUGUAAAUGAACUAAAUCGCAUGCCUAUGACAACUGAAACUUUACGUAUGCGUGUGCGCAAAGCCGAAAUUGAGAGAGAACUGAAACUACUCGAAACAGAUAUACGGGUAUUUUCGAAGUCUAAGGUUUAUUUGAAGCAUAAGGAACAGAACAUUUGAAAUGAACACUUUUGUGUGUAAAUGUAUAUGUCUGAUUACAGCCAGUGAGGCGAAAAAAUGGAAAUGUAAAAAAUGUGCAUAAAAUAUACUUUAAGACAUUGCGAUGUCAUCAAUGUCAUUGCCCUUUACUAACAUAA